Sorghum bicolor (sorghum) is the source of this 2082-nucleotide messenger RNA. RefSeq names its product glucan endo-1,3-beta-glucosidase GII. Gene Ontology annotation, biological process: carbohydrate metabolic process. Gene Ontology annotation, cellular component: plasma membrane. The transcript is spliced from 4 exons. Lineage: Eukaryota; Viridiplantae; Streptophyta; Magnoliopsida; Poales; Poaceae. The record is from RefSeq and is a predicted model, not a curated record. Bases 118 to 2082 code for a protein of 654 amino acids. Gene Ontology annotation, molecular function: hydrolase activity, hydrolyzing O-glycosyl compounds.
GUACGCAGUUUCCAAGCUCCAUCAGGCAGUCAGAGUCAGGCAUGGACAUCUGACGGGUAUAAAAAUCUCUGCAGGAUCACGUCGUGAUGAGCAUUGCAGACGCCGGCGUCGUAGAAGAUGGCUGCUCGAGGCGUCGCUCCCAUGCUUGCAGCAGCAAUGGUCGUUGCCGCAUUCGCCGCCGCCGCUACAAGUGUGCGAGCCAUCGGCGUGUGCUACGGCGUGAUAGGCAGCGGCCUCCCUUCCAAGAGCGACGUGGUGCAGCUCUACAAGUCCAACGGCAUCACCAGCAUGCGCUUCUACUUCGCCGACAAGGACCUCCUCACCGCGCUGCGCGGCUCAGGCAUCUCCCUCGCCCUCGACGUCGGCAACGACAAGGUCGGCGAGCUCGCCUCCGACUCCGCCGCCGCCGCGUCCUGGGUCCGGGACAACGUGCAGGCCUACUACCCGGACGUGGACAUCAGGUACGUCGUGGUCGGGAACGAGGUCCCCGGCGCCGCGUCGGUGCUCCAGGCCAUGCAGAACGUGCACGCCGCGCUCGCGUCCGCCGGCCUCGCCGGCAACGUCCGGGUGUCCACGGCGGUGAAGAUGGACGCGAUCGAGAAUUCCUCGCCGCCGUCCAGCGGCGUGUUCAAGGACCCCGCCGCGAUGUCGCCCAUCGUGCAGUUCCUCGCCGGCAACGGCGCGCCGCUGCUCGCCAACGUGUACCCUUACUUCGCGUACGAGUACAGCGACGGCAUCGACCUGAACUACGCGCUGUUCCAGCCGAGCUCCACGACGGUGACGGACCCCGCUAACGGGCUGGUGUACACGAACCUCUUCGACGCCAUGGUGGAUGCCGUCCGCGCCGCGCUGGACAAGGCCGGCGGAGGCGGCGGCGUCGACGUCGUGGUGUCGGAGAGCGGGUGGCCGUCCGCCGACGGGAAGGGUGCCACCGUGGACAACGCGCGGACCUAUAACCAGAACCUGAUCAACCAUGCCGGCAAGGGCACGCCGAGAAAGCCGGGAUCCAUGGAGGUGUACGUGUUCGCCAUGUUCAACGAGGACCAGAAGGACGGGGACCCCACGGAGAAGAAGUUUGGGCUCUUCAAUCCGGACAAGACACCAGUUUACCCUAUCACGCCGCCACCAACCCCAGGUGUGCAUUCCUAUGGCGUGUGCUACGGCACGGUAGCCGACGACCUCCCGCCGCCGAGCGAAGUGGUGCAGCUCUACAAAUCCAACGGCAUCAGCACCAUGCGCGUCUACUUCCCCGACAGCAAGGUGAUGGAGGCGCUGCGCGGCUCGGGCAUCGGCCUCGUCCUCGGCGUCGCCAACGAGGACAUCGCCAACCUCGCCGCGUGCGCGCCGUGCGCGGCGUCGUGGGUGCAGACCAACGUCCGGACCUACCACCCGGACGUGAGCGUCCUGUACAUCGCCGUCGGCAACGAGGUCGACGCCCCCGCCGCCGCCCAGAGCAUCCUCCCGGCCAUGCGGAACCUGCAGGCCGCGCUGGCCGCGGCGGGGCUCGACGGCGACAUCAAGGUGUCCACCUGCGUGAAGCUCGACGUGGUCACCAACACCUUCCCGCCCUCCAGCGGCGUGUUCGCGCAGGCCUACAUGACGGACAUCGCGCGGUUCCUGGCUGCCACCGGCGCGCCGCUGCUCGCCAACGUGUACCCCUACUUCGCCUACCGUGGCAGCAACCCGGGAGACAUCAGCCUCAGCUACGCGCUCUUCCAGCCGGGCACCACGGUGAGGGACGGCGGCAGCGGGCUGGUGUACACGAACCUGCUCGACGCCAUGGUGGACUCCGUGCACGCCGCGCUCGAGAAGGCCGGCGCGCCCACCGUCAGGGUCGUCGUGUCCGAGACCGGCUGGCCGUCCGCCGGGGGCGCGGCGGCCACCGUGCAGAACGCGCAGACGUACGUCCAGAACAUGAUCGAUCAUGCCGGGCAGGGCACGCCCAAGAAGCCUGGGCCGUUGGAGACGUACGUGUUCGCCAUGUUCAACGAGGACCAGAAGCCCGGGGAGCUGACGGAGAGGAACUUUGGGCUCUUCUACCCUAACAAGGCUCCGGUUUAUCCCGUCGUUUUCCGGCGGUGA